AUGCUCGACCGGCUGAAGAGCAUUUUGUCGAAAAGGUCGGGGCCAAAUGGCGAGGGCACGAGCCUUGGAUUCAAGCUGUCCUUGAUGGCCGCGCUGUGUAUACCGGUCAUCCUAGAGACACUUGACUACACUGGCAAUCGUGGCCACCGCCCAGCCCCACAUCGCCUCAGUAUACAACCGGCUCGAUCUCCAGAGCAACAGGCGUGCGCGCUGCUUGGCUACUGCAUUAAGUUCACUUCAAAGGCUUUGGCUUUAGUGGUGUACAGAGAACACCAUGUCUCUCCCGUGCUUGCGUUCGGGCGAUUGGUGAUCCCUUAUAUUGGGACAGCUUACCUCCUGUCAUCAACCGUGUUUAUCCCCUUCUUCGGCUCCUUGGCCGAUAUCUAUGGCCGGCAUCCAGCCCUGCAACUAUCCUUGCUAUUUUUCACCGUCGGCAGCGCCCUCAGUACAGGUGCGAACAGCAUGCCUAUGAUGCUUGCGGGGCGAGGCAUUGCCGGGAUAGGCGCGGCAGGUUUGACUGCUGUUGUCCGUAUCAUCCUGGCGGACUCGAGGUCGCUCGAUGACAAUAACUGGCAGAUGUCCAUUCUCAUGGUCCUCUACUCCAUCGGUUACUGCAUUGGCCCUGUCAUCGGCGGCGCGCUCAUCGCCGUCUCCUUCCGCUGGAUAUUCGCUAUCAACCUACCCGCAUGCGUCGUAGCAAGCGCCGUCGGCUUCCUCCUCCUGCGCAAAAAGACCAAGAAGGGCCGGGCGUCCCAGCAGCUGCCUCACAGCACCGCCGACAUGGAGACCUGGUUCGACAAGCUCAUGCGCAUCGACUGGAUCGGCUCCACGCUCUUCAUGGGCGGCGGCAUCCUGCUCCUGCUCGCGUUGAACUGGGGGUCCACCGAGAGCUGGUCGUCCGCGCAAGUCAUCGCGUGCUUCGUCGUCGGCGGGCUGCUCUUCGUCGCAUGUGCGGCGUACGAGCUCGUGCUGGAGCGGUACAGGCUGCGCGAGAGCGCCGCGCCGCCGCCGCUCAGGAUGCUCUUGGCGGACCCGCUCGUGCCGAUGGAGGUCCUCCGCUCGUACGACGUCUGUGCGGUGCUGUACUCGUGCUUCGUGCAGGGGAUGGUGAUGAUGGUCAUGUUCUACUUUGUCGCGAUUUUCAUGGUGAUUGUGACGGGCCUCUCGCCGACUCAGGCGGGUGUGCAGCUCAUUUACUUUGCUCCUGGAAUGGGCGCCGGAUCGAUGAUAUCCAUAUGGAUCACCAAACCCAGCCGCUCAGUCGUAAUCGGCAGCAUUAUUACCACGGUAGGCCUCGGCCUCGUGUCAAUGGCGGUCGAGCAGAAUAAGCAGCAUCUAGUCGACGGGUUCAUGGUGAUGACCGGUGCCGGCGUAGGGCUCUGCCUCUCGUCCGCUGUCGUGCACGUCCGGUUCUCGCAGCCGGACGAGCGGCAGGCGGUCGUCACGGCGCUCACGCUCUUCAUGCGCUCGUUCGGGGGCACCGUCGGCCUCGCGCAGUGCGGCGCGGUCAUGAACGCCAAAGUGUCGUCGCACAUCGCGCACGCGAUCAUAUCCGGGCAGCUCGAUCCCGCGGCGCUCGGCGGGGCGUCGCUGGACACGAGCGGGGGGCUGUCGAGCGUGCAGGGCAUCGACGCGCUGCCCGCGGCGGCGCAGGCGGUCGUGAAGCGCGCGUUCGCGGUCGGGACGCAGUACAGCUUCAUCUCGCUGGUGCCGUGGGGGGGCAUCGCGGUUGUGCUUGCGCUGUUUUUGCGCCCGAUACCGGAUACGGAUAAGGAGAGGAGGGACGCGGCGGCGGAGGCUAAGGAAGGGGAGAAGGAAGGGGAUGAGGAGACACCGGCAAAGGGAAGCGAGAAGAGUGCCGAGCAGAAGCCGGUGGGAUGGGGUGAGGAGGGUGUCGACGAAGAGAAGCCGAAGGAGGUAAACAAGGCACAGCCUGAAGUGAGGAGGGACGACCUUCAGGCGCCGGUUUAA
Molecule: messenger RNA, 1971 nt
Organism: Gloeophyllum trabeum ATCC 11539
Lineage: Eukaryota; Fungi; Basidiomycota; Agaricomycetes; Gloeophyllales; Gloeophyllaceae
Product: MFS general substrate transporter
Exons: 11
Coding region: 1-1971 (656 amino acids)
Biological process (GO): basic amino acid transport; transmembrane transport
Cellular component (GO): fungal-type vacuole membrane
Molecular function (GO): basic amino acid transmembrane transporter activity
Source: RefSeq, a predicted model, not a curated record